CUGAGAGUGUAUUUGGUGUUGCUAAGCAAAUAAUAGCUUCUCUGCAGCAUCAAUUGCGUGUAAUUUCUAUAAUACACUUAUCAGUGCCUUUUCUAGGCUUAUCACGUGUAGAUAUAUUUUCAAUCUCGCUUUAGUAUUUAGAUUCCUGAGGGUUCUUUGCUAGAAAGCACCUAGUUUUUUUUUAUUAGCCCUCAAGCAUAACCUCAUUUUGUCCGCUAUCAGUCAGUGUGUUGGAAAGUUUUCUUAUUCUGUGACAACGGGAUAAUUGGCGAAUUUUUUUCACGCUGAAGACCUCCUCCAGUGUUAACAAACUUCCUUAAUGUAGUUAAAAUAUCCCUUUAAAACCCAUGUUGACCCGGACGUCACUUUUUCCGCGAAUUUUAGCGGAAAAUCGCUUGGUUGGUGUUAAAUGUCGUCGAUUUAGUUGCACAACUACCCCAGCAUCCCAUCCAAAUCGUCAUGUUAUUAUUCCUGAAAAGAAAUUUAGCCUCCAGCGAGCAUUGAUUGUGGCAAAAUUGUCUCGCUAUGAGUUUGAAAAACGCCGAUAUCCGGAUCUCAGUACAGCACAACUAGAGGAGAGGAUUCGUGGACGUGGUACUGAUUAUGACUCUCUCAUUCAUUUUAAUGAGAUGCACACUCAAUUCCGGAAAACCGUAGUGGAGGCUUUCAAGCAUUUUGGGGUAGAAGUUAGAGUGGUGGACAGGCAUUCAAUCACCAACGACUCCAUCAACUGGGCCGAUAUGAUUGUUCCUGUAGGUGGUGAUGGUACUUUUCUCAUGGCUGCUUCUAGAGCGGAUUUCAUUAAGGGACCAGUUGGACGAAAAAUUCCUGUAAUGGGCUUUAAUUCUGACCCAGAGUCAUCAGAAGGGCGACUUAUGUUACCCAAAAACUACUCAACAAACACGAAAAGUGCCAUUGAGCGCAUAAUGAAGCAUGAUUUUACGUGGAUGCAUCGUUCACGCAUCAGAAUCACACAUUUAGCAUCCAAUGGAAAUCUUCCCGAGGCAAUUGAUCUCCAUGAGCACAAAGGGAAUAACAUGGAGCAUCUGUGCCUUGAGCCUGAACUUUUGGAUCCAGAAGAACAGGAACUCUAUGAUGCCAAAGUCAAGAGAACCCUUCCGUAUCUCGCCCUAAAUGAGGUUUUUAUUGGCGAAACUCUGUCUGCUCGUGUGUCCCAUUUGCAGUUACGUGUCGAUGGAAAAGUUACAAAUACUAAAUGUUCAGGUUUAUGUGUUUCUACGGGCACUGGUUCAACGUCUUGGCACACGAGUAUUAAUCGUUUGUCGCCUAAAAACGUCGAGGAACUACUGACGAUCCUGCAGCAGGGUAAUCACAUCGGUGGUCAUUUGGAUGCCAAUGUGAUUGCUCAAGAAUACAACAGGCGAUUGGUUUUCCCGCCAGACGAUCCACGCCUCUGCUACUCCAUCCGGGAGGAAAUUCGCGUGGGCGUAUGGCCAAAUCCCAAAGGUGACAUGGAGUCUCGGGCGUUUGCCAGUAAACUCUAUGUCCAAUCCAGAUGCCUAGACGCAAGUCUUGUGAUUGACGGCAGCAUUUCGUAUCCUUUCAAUGAUGGAGCCAAAGUGGUCCUCGAGACACGGCCAGAUGAUGCCCUUCUCACGAUCUCGAUGGAUUAACACCAAAAAAACCUCAAAGUUUUAUGAUGAACGGAACUAUUCCGAGAAAAAGUGCUUUUAUUUGUGGCUAAAUAAAUUAUUUUUCUACUUUAUUGUUUCUCUCUGGA
Messenger RNA from Phlebotomus papatasi, 1741 nucleotides. It is a transcript of the gene Nadk2, whose product is annotated as NAD kinase 2, mitochondrial. Gene Ontology annotation, molecular function: NAD+ kinase activity. The transcript has 6 exons. Gene Ontology annotation, cellular component: mitochondrion. Gene Ontology annotation, biological process: NAD+ metabolic process. The record is from RefSeq and is a predicted model, not a curated record. NCBI's taxonomy places the organism in Eukaryota, Metazoa, Arthropoda, Insecta, Diptera, Psychodidae. The coding region runs from base 348 to 1634 and encodes 428 amino acids.